GCGUCUCGACACACCCACAGACGGACACCAGUCUCUCGCAAAGAGCAGACGAUCUCACUUUCAUCACACAGAUAUCACGAACCUCAGCGUUUAUUCUUCACAUUCACCUGAAGGUGUAGGAUUCCGGAGCGAAAGGAUUCGGAUCUUCCGGUUUAUUUUUAUCGGAUAUUUAUUUCUAAAUAAUUUACCGCAACGCUACCAAGGGCAAGCUGCAGAGAAUGUCAUUUGAAGAUUAUUUAAAUAUUUUUUAGUGUCGUAUUUUUUUGCACCGCGAUUGUUUUGUGAGCGAGAUUCUGAAUGCAAUCGAUGGAAAUUAAUUUGCGUAAAAUCCGCUGAUCAGAACUGCGCACGUCAUCACACACCAUCACAGCCAUCAUCUUCAUCAUCAUCUUCAUCCGUCAGGAAACCCGGCAGAGGACAUACUGUAAGCAGGAUGGAGCAGCUCAGUCAGUGGCUCUGGAAGCAGGAGUACUGGCUUCCUCCAGGAAUCCGCUGGGAGGAUAUGGAGAAGAUGGAGGGCUCCCGGCGUCCUCUCCCGCGGGAUCUGCUCCUGGCUCUGGGAUUCAUCAUGCUUCGUUACGCUUUUGAGAGACGUGUGGCAUUUCCUCUCAGCAGAGUUUUAGGAGUGAAAGAUCAAGUUCGGUUGAAAGUCACUCCUGCCCCAAAUUUAGAGGCAUUUUACACUAAAAACAGCAGACAGCCAACACGGAGUGAGAUCACCAGCCUGGUUAACCAGUGCGACCUGACUCAUAGACAAGUUGAGACCUGGUUUCGUAACCGCAGAAACCUGGACAGACCCAGCAACAGUAAGAAGUUUUGUGAGGCCAGCUGGAGGUUUGUGUUCUACCUGGUUGCUUUCACUGCAGGAUUGGUGUCUUUAAUUAACACGGCCUGGUUCUGGGAUCAGAGAGAGUGCUGGAGAGGAUUUCCUCAACAGCCGGUUCAGGACGCUCAUUACUGGUACUACAUGCUUGAGCUGGGCUUCUACUGGUCUCUGCUGCUCUGUGUGUCUGUGGACGUCAAGAGAAAAGAUUUCAAAGAACAGAUCGUGCAUCACUUCGCCACCAUCUUCUUGCUGGGUUUCUCGUACUGCUCCAACUACAUUCGGAUCGGGACCCUGGUGAUGCUCGUCCACGAUUCGUCUGACUUCCUGCUGGAGUCUGCCAAGAUGUUCAACUACGCCGGCUGGAAGAAAACCUGCGAUUCAUUGUUUGUGAUUUUUGCUGCUGUGUUCCUGGUUACACGCCUGGUUGUGUUUCCCAGCAAGAUCAUCUACACCACUCUGGUUUUGUCUAUGGAAGUGUUUGAGCCGUUUAUGGGAUAUUAUUUCUUCAAUGCACUGCUGCUGGUGCUGCAGGCGCUGCACAUCUACUGGGCUUAUCUCAUCCUCAGAAUGAUCUACAAGUUUCUCUUCUUAGGGAAACUGGACAAGGACGAGCGCAGCGAUGUUGAAAGUGAACCGGAGGAGGAGGAGAAUGAGGAAGAGGAAGAGGAGCAGGAAGAUCGUUCUUCCUGGAGGAAGAGGAAGGUGGUUCUGGACUCCAGGCUGGCGAUGCUGAGCUCCAGCUGUGUCUUAAAUAACUUGACUAACCAGAAGGCAGGCGGGAACGGGAAGAGUGGACUGAAAGCAAGAUAG
Messenger RNA from Cyprinus carpio (common carp), 1636 nucleotides. Its product is annotated as ceramide synthase 4b. Gene Ontology annotation, molecular function: DNA binding; sphingosine N-acyltransferase activity. The record is from RefSeq and is a predicted model, not a curated record. Gene Ontology annotation, biological process: ceramide biosynthetic process. NCBI's taxonomy places the organism in Eukaryota, Metazoa, Chordata, Actinopteri, Cypriniformes, Cyprinidae. Gene Ontology annotation, cellular component: membrane.